AUGGGGCUAUCCGAGAACAAGCAGAAGAUGCUCCGAGGGGAGCUCUACCACGCCUUUGUCCCCGAAUUGGUGGCUGACCGUGCUCGCUGCGGACAGGCGUGCGCCCGAUACAACAAUGCUGGAGACGUCUCAAGACGCCGAUUAACUGAACUGUUCAGGGAUAUUCUGUGCGACAAAAGCGCUCUUCCUUCGCCAGCAGCGAAUCCGGAAGAAGAUGAAAAGCUUUUCGAAGACGACCCAUGGGUUCAGUCCCCAGUCAACAUGGACUACGGUUAUAACGUGAAACUUGGUAAAAACGUCUUUAUCAAUUUCAACGCGACUUUCCUGGACACUUGCGAGAUCAGUGUGGGCAGUCGAACCUUGUGCGGCCCGAAUGUCUCAUUUUACUCGGGCACACAUCCGCUUGAUCCCAUCAUCCGUCAAGGGACGAAAGGGCCGGAGCUAGGGAAAGAAAUCCAUGUUGGGGAGGACUGCUGGAUUGGAGGAAACGUUGUUAUCCUUCCUGGUGUCAACAUUGGCCGAGGGAGCGUCGUAGGUGCUGGCUCGGUUGUCACAAAGAGCGUCCCGGACUUCACUGUUGUAGCAGGAAAUCCAGCCAGAGUCAUCCGCAAGAUCGAGACUGCAAUGGAUCCUGCCAGUGGGAAGGUGUGGAACGGUUGGGAGGAAGAGGCCGUUGGAGGAGCAGAGGUCCCCAUGGCGGAGAUGAGUGGCCGCGAUGAAGCAACUCAAACGUUGCCAGAAGCCAAGUAA
Molecule: messenger RNA, 750 nt
Organism: Didymosphaeria variabile
Lineage: Eukaryota; Fungi; Ascomycota; Dothideomycetes; Pleosporales; Didymosphaeriaceae
Exons: 2
Coding region: 1-750 (249 amino acids)
Molecular function (GO): acetyltransferase activity
Source: RefSeq, a predicted model, not a curated record